This is a messenger RNA of Nasonia vitripennis (jewel wasp), 7558 nucleotides long. RefSeq names its product calpain-D. Gene Ontology annotation, molecular function: calcium-dependent cysteine-type endopeptidase activity. The transcript is spliced from 15 exons. The record is from RefSeq and is a predicted model, not a curated record. Lineage: Eukaryota; Metazoa; Arthropoda; Insecta; Hymenoptera; Pteromalidae. Bases 202 to 4494 code for a protein of 1430 amino acids. Gene Ontology annotation, cellular component: cytoplasm. Gene Ontology annotation, biological process: proteolysis.
GAAUUGCGAUUAUGAGGACGUUGCGCUGCGGGAGGUUGGACGGUGUCUACCUUUUGGGGGAUUUGUUGACGGACGCAUUGGUUCGCGGCAAUGAAGUUUCGCCUUGUUGAUAAGCAGAGAUCAGUGCUGUGGCGUGAGCUGCGUGUGCCACUGCUGGAUCAAUAAAUACAGGGAACAAAGAGCCAUGUCUACACAUGGAGAAUGGGUUCGAUCGCUUCGGUGCUUCAGUGGCAUUGCUCGGAGUGCUCUCUGAUAAACCCAACCGAGACUCCCCAAUGUGCAAGGUGCGGCCUGUCUCGCGUCAAAAGCGAUGAGAGAGCUGCGUCGACUUAUCUCCUCCUUCGCGAUUCCCUGACCCAGUGCCCGAAUAACCCGAGGAUUGAGAAUAGGUCCUACUCUUCCUCGGGAUCCUCCAGCCCUCCUACACCACCGCCGAGGCAUCGGAUCACAGCGGACACUAGUCGACCCACUGUCGGUGCCUCGGCCUCUAUCGAGCCAAAGGAACCAAUAAAAUUACCUCCUGUACCACCACUCCAGCAAAAUCAGAAUGAAACCUUUCUCGUACUAAGUGAUAGCAGAAACGAUUCAGAAUCUAACAGCACCCCAAAAAAACGUCGAAGCUCUUGGUCAGGAUCAUCAAAAAAUGUGCAAGCCCUUGUAAAAGCACCAUCUCUUCCAUCGCUGGUGAUUCGGUGGACAUGCAUUCGCUGCUUGUUGGAUAACAGCUGCAGAGCAGCGCCAAUUUGUACAGCGUGCGGCGCAAGUUCCUCAAUAUCACAGACUGAGGCAACACAAGUAGGAGUGAGAAAGUGCAGAAGACUCAACACAAGAAAGGCUAAUGGACCCAAAUUAGGUGCUCGACUGGACCUUGUGACCAAAGUUACCACAGGAUCUGUUACUCGAGUCUUGGACACCAGCACUAACAAUGUGAAAAUCUCAAUAGGAGUUAAUAAUAAUAAACCUGAAGAAAUGGCCCAAUUAACGAGCAUCAGUCGUAGCGAGCGUACGCGCGGUGGAGGUGGCGGCAGCAACAACCGCGACGACUGGACGCUGCCGGCGGUCGAUGCCAUGCACUCCGGUACUUCGGCCAGUUACAUCGAUGGCAGUGUAGACAACCCUAGCCACUCGUCUCAACGAUCCCCUAAACGUCACAGCCCCUCCAUGUACGAGCGCGUCAAAUCGAAGGUGAGUCGCUCAUUGUCGAACGGCUCGGUGGUGCAGAAGCUGGCGACAGGUGGCAUUGAUCCAGUGACACGACCCACAAGCCUCAUCGUCGGCGACAUGAGCCAAGUGGUAGACGAGAGCCUGUGGAGCUGCGACAACUGCACUCUCGAUAACGAGCCAGGCCUGGAGCAGUGCGAAGCAUGCGAAGCGCCCAGGAGCCCAGCCCCCUGUAGCGGCGUCGUUAUCAGCGUACCCGCUUGGGAACCACGCGCGCUAUCCUCUGCUGGGCCGCUUUCUUAUCGAAGAUCUUUCUCGGACGUGGACUCCGUAUCGAGCGUGACCCAGCGUAAAUCAGCAAAUCGACGCAGUUUAAAUGAUGAUGAACCACCGGCGGUACCGCCGCAUUCGGCAGGUUUCAAUAGCGGCUCAAAGCCCAAGUACUCCUACAUCGGCAUCACGGAUCCGGAUGUGCCGCCACCUCUACCGAAAAAACAGGGUUCCAAGGUGGCUCACGCGUCAACCCAUCACCAGCAUCAACAUGCGCGCAGCGAAUCCACCAGUCCUGUGGCCGUGGCUGCAGUCGACCCCUCGCUUAGUCCGCUCAAACGCAUGUGGACCUGCAGGAAAUGUUCCUACGCAUACAAUCCGCUAUGGUCAUCGGGAUGCGACAUAUGCAGCUCGUCAAGAUCACCGCCCUCGCUCGCUCAACCUAGCUUGAUCACUCUAGCUAAUCCUGCGGGCAAAAAUGGAGCUAAUACGCGCAGUGUUCUCCAGUCGCCAAUAGCCAUCUCUCGUGAUAGUGUUCGCUACAUUCCGACAAAAGCCACCCUUGCGACAGCUGAGUCAGACCUCGAGGACCAUCUGGACGCACCCACAACAACUUCCUCUUGGACCUGCAAGAAGUGCACUUUACUAAAUCCAGUAUCGCGCAACACUUGUGAAGCCUGCGGAGGCUCAAAAUUACGCAGCGUCAGCUGUCAUCUCGAAGAUCCGACGCUGCGCAAAGGCGAGUCAUGGGUCUGCCCUUCUUGCACUCUGCGAAAUCCUCUCACAGCACAAGCUUGUUUAGCUUGCAAAAAUCUUGCGGAUUUCUUGGAAUUGCCCAGAGAUAGCCGUUUUACGUCGACACAUCACCACCAACAGGCUGCUCAAAGAAGUCCAAGUCCAAGGUUGGCCAAUGCUGUGGCUGCGGUAGCUAGUCCUAUGCAGAAGAUCGUAACACCUCGGCACAGAAAUUCUGUACGUAAGAAUGGACCUGCUGGGGGAGGAGCGGGGGCUGGAAGUUCUGGCGAUAAAAAACAUUCUAAAGGCAAAGAAUCGGCUAAUACACAGUGGCAGUGUAAAUUGUGUACGUAUGAGAACAAAAGUACGAGCGGCAACUGCGAGAUGUGCCAAAGUUCCAAAAGUCUGUCACAGAUGGCCGGUGAUAGACCAAAGCUUCAUCAUGAGCCCAGCAUGAACACACUCAGAAUACAACGUCAGGAGAGCGUCGUCAUGGAGAAUCUUCGGCAAAUUGAGGAGAGAGAGGCCCUCGAAAAGUGGGAGAGAAUAGUUCGAUAUUGUAAAGAAACAAACGAGCCUUUCGUGGAUGAUUCGUUCCCGCCCGCGCCAAAAUCUCUCUAUUACAAUCCUGCGGAGACGAAAGACAACCACGUCGUGCAGUGGAAGCGGCCUCACCAGAUUAACGUCGACUCAAGCGUGGAUUCAAAACUCCCCUGGGCUGUUUUUCGCACUCCCCUACCCAGCGACAUAUCGCAAGGCGUACUAGGUAACUGUUGGCUGCUUUCAGCUUUGGCGGUACUGGCCGAGAGUGACGAGCUUGUCAGGCGUGUACUUGUGAUGAGAGAGACCUGUCCUGAAGGUGCUUAUCAAGUCAGACUAUGCAAAGAUGGAAAGUGGACCACGGUGCUCGUCGACGAUUUGCUACCUUGCGAUAAAAGAGGACAUCUCGUUUAUUCUCAGGCUAAGAGAAAACAACUCUGGGUGCCAUUGAUUGAAAAAGCCGUGGCCAAGAUCCAUGGCUGCUACGAAGCGCUAGUGUCAGGACGAGCAAUUGAGGGUCUGGCUACCCUGACGGGCGCUCCCUGCGAAAGUGUGCCUUUGCAGCCGUCAGCACUGCCUAGCGAGGAUGAGCUCGAUAAAGAUCUAAUCUGGGCCCAGCUACUCUCGUCGAGGCAGGCCAUGUUCUUAAUGGGAGCUAGUUGCGGCGGCGGCAACAUGAAGGUUGAUGAGGAUGAGUAUCAGCGCAAGGGCCUGAGACCAAGACAUGCCUAUUCAGUAUUGGACGUGCGUGACGUUCAAGGAAUCAGGCUGUUACGACUGCGCAAUCCAUGGGGCCACUACAGUUGGAAAGGAGAUUGGUCGGACGACAGCCCAAUCUGGACAUUACAACUGCGCGAAAUGCUGAUGCCGCACGGCGCUUCGGAUGGUGUCUUCUGGAUAUCGUUCGACGAUGUGCUCAGAUAUUUCGAUUGUAUCGACAUCUGCAAAACUCGCGUGGGUUGGAGCGAAGUCAGACUCAGGGGUACACUGCCACCACUCUCGUCUUUAAGGCACUUGUCCUGCGUUCUACUUACGGUGCUUGAACCAACAGAAACGGAGUUCACGCUCUUUCAAGAGGGUCAACGGAAUUCGGAAAAGUCUCAACGUUCACAAUUAGAUCUCUGCGUCGUGGUAUUUCGCACGCGUUCUCCGGCAGCGCCAGAAGUAGGUCGUCUUGUUGAACACAGCAAACGACAGGUGCGCGGCUUCGUGGGUUGUCACAAGAUGCUCGAACGCGAUCUCUACAUCGUCGUCUGCCUGGCUUUUAAUCACUGGCAUACCGGUAUGGAGGAUACCUCAAGCUAUCCGGAAUACGUAUUAGCUAUACACAGCUCUAAGAGGCUGCUUGUAGAGCAAAUCUCACCUCCGGCCUUUGUGUUGGCGGAUGCCAUUAUCAGCCUUACCUUAGCCAAAGGCCAGCGGCACGAGGGUAGAGAAGGUAUGACUGCUUAUUACUUGACCAAAGGAUGGGCCGGCUUAGUUGUUAUGGUAGAAAAUCGUCACGUUAAUAAGUGGAUCCACGUGAAAUGUGACUGCCACGAAAGCUAUAACGUUGUAUCCACAAGAGGACAGCUCAGAACUGCCGACAGCGUUCCUCCACUUCAUCGUCAAGUCAUAAUAGUGUUAACACAGCUCGAGGGCAGCGGCGGCUUCUCGAUAGCACACCGACUCACUCAUCGAUUGGCCAACAGUGGAAACCUACACGAUUGGGGGCCACCAGACACACAGCAUUGUCCGCCCAUCGACACGCAAGUUGAGGGUUUGCAUAGUCCCCGCCUAAUAACUUGAGGACCCAACGUAAUUGAGCUGCUUGUUUUAAUCAUUCUUGUUCUUCUCUGCCUCUAAUGGUCUUGAAGUUCGAGAUAACGUGCUCCCGCACCGUAGGCCUUUUUAGGGUCAAACUGUGAGCAUGUCGCAAACGAAUCGAAGCUCGAGCAGAGAUACCAAAGUAUAGAGAAUUGUAUGAAAAAUCACGUGGUUAUAAGGUACACGAAAAGUCAUAUUACUGCUCACAGAUUUUCAAAAGCGUUUGCUAAUUCGAUUUUAGUAAGUUGAACUGGAAUCUCUAAUGGGUUACUUUAUUGUAAUCUGUAUUACAAACAGUUUUUGAAACUGAAAAAAAUUAUCUAAUUGAGGAUUUUCCGUGAAAUUUUUUAAGUGAAAUAAUGAUAUUUGCUUUGAGCUUUUAUAAAAAAUAAUGCACUAAAGAUUUUAGUAUGAACAUUAUUAAACACAAUAGCUGCUAAUUUGUGUUAGGUUGUUUUGUGGAUGUGAGAGUAUAAAAAGGUGUACCUUUCACGGAGAUAUUAAAAGUAAGUGGUUCGAAGAGUUUUUCGCGCAAAAUAGAAUCUUACUAGUAACAUAACCAACAAUGAACUUGCUAUAUAUACAAUAAAAAAGUUAUUUUCUCAACGUAAUAUAUAAGUGUCGUAAAAGGAUAAAAAUCAGGAUUAAAUGAGAAAUGGAGAAGUGUAUGUUCGUCUAUCUUCUAUGAUAAUAGGGUGAAUUAUAAUAAAUGAGACGUUAUGCGUGAGAAAAAGUGUGGAAGUGCAUAUUGUGAAGGGAGGAUAAAUAAAAAAAAAUAAAAAUCACUUUAGGGAGCAGUAGCGGCAAUGUGAUCAGUGCACCAUUAAGUUUUCGUCGGGGAAUUGCAUAGGAGAGUAGAAACUCAAAAUUAAUACAGUUAAAUAUCUAUUUAAAGUAGUUAAACGAAAAAGGCUUUAUCUUUGAAGAAAUUUUUUUAUCACAAUAAAUAUAAUAAAUAUUUCCACGUAAAAAAUGGAAAAGUAACAUUUACUAUAUGUAUAUAUAAAUGUACGUACUUGUUCUACUUCUUUAAAUUCAUAACGCGAUGUUGUGAAACAAAAAUUAAUUUCGAACAAGUGUACAUAUAGGAUUUUUAAAUAGAUACUCGGCCUCGAAAUCAAGUGACUGAACUGCAAACUUAUUUUUUAUAUUUUCAUUAAACACUGUUGUGUUUAUUAACGUUUUUAAAAUUACUUGUAUAGACAAAAAGCUUAUGCUAAAAGUGGAACUAGAUUAUCAUUGCCGAAUCAAAUUUUCUUUAAUAUUUUUAAAUAAUAAAAUGAUUGGUCUUAAAAAUGUUCACUGCCAAACGAUAUCGAGUUGAACAAUGUUGCAUUUUACAUUAAUAUAUCGAGGUCCUUAAUAGAGAUCUUUCAGUUUGAAAUAAAUUAUGUACAAAAUAUUCAAUAUGAAUACUUGGAUCUCAAGAGAAGACAACAUAUAUAAAAGAUGUUAAAAAGCAUACCUAGUCAUACAACAUACAUAAAAAAUUCCUGGAUCAGUUGUAAUAGUACUCGUAAACCGAAUCUCAUUUUAGAAAAAUUGAACUUGGUCCACUUGUAGCAUGAAUACAUUCAAAUGUUGAAAAUGAUUUCAUGAAGCACUUCACAAAAAUAUUAAUGAAAUAGCCCGAUAUACUUCCUGAAAUCAACCUUUUUGUGCCUGGCCAUGUGUAUGAUGCAAAGAAAAGCUUCAAAUAUGAAUGAAGUUUUUUGCCCUGUGUAUUCUUCUAAAUAAUCGAUGUAUGCAGCACAAAAACUUCGAACGUAAUCUUGCUAGGUAUUUUAUGAUGUACAUACGUAUGACCGAAGAAUAACAAUGAAUUUUCUAUAUCAAUUAUUGAUUUUUAGUCUUUUGAGAUUGUUAUGUGUGAUCGAUGAUAUUUUUGUUGUUUGUUUUAAAAGGGGAGUGUAAAAGUUAUUUUUUACUAGAUUAAAUAAUAUCAAAAAUAUUUCGUGCAUUCUUAAACAUAUUUUAAUUUCUCAAUUGAUUAUAGAAUAUUUCGUUGAUCAAAUAUAGUCUUUCACGAUAUAAUAAAAGUCAAUUAGAAAUGAGAAAAGUAUAUCAGGAAGUUUUAAGUAUAGAAAAGAUAAAUGAACAGUAUACGAUAUAUUUAAUCAGUAUAAAAUGAUUUUUCACUGCCAUGGAAAAAAUUUUUAACGAGUACUAAAGUCUUUUUGUAAUAAGACUUAUUUCAAGAUGUUUCAAUUUGAAAUUUUAAUUAGCGUUUAAUUAUAUAUUAAAUGUAUUUUAGCGAAAGGAAAACAUAUGCGUGCAAUGCAAAGGGCUAUAGGCAAUCAGUAUUGUAAGGAAAGAGAUACAUCGAGAAACCAAUUAGCAAAAUUAAUUUUUUUAUUUACAAUAUUGUUAAAUAUUGAUUGCAGUAACAUGACAAUACCCAUUUUUGUGAUGGUAAAUAUCUCACCGAAAGCAGCGUUAAUUUUAUUAUUAUUGUAAUAAUUUUUAUUUUUUAUAUAAUGAAAAGAUUAUAUUAUUUGCGACUGUAAAAUAAUGUGUGUGCUAUUAUAUUAUAAUGAAUUUCAAAACGUCGAAAAAAAGAUUCAAAUCAAUUAAUUUUAUGUACAUAAUAUAUCGUUAGAUUAUAAUUAAGUAUUUUAAUUUUAAUCCAAUAUUUUCAAUAUCUAAAACGCACAAAAAUUUGAAUCAAGAUUAUUAUUAUCAAAAUGUAGUUAAAAUUUUGAGUGUGAUCUCGAUAUACAUCAAUAAAUAUAAGUUAAAAUUUUAAAUUAUAUCCAUUAACUAAGUCUUCUUAUUAUCUCGAAUUUUUGAAAUUCAUUUCACACUUCCGAAACUCUGAAUUAAAAGAAAAGGAAUCUCUUUGUCUUAGCGUCGACUAUAGUAUAGAUAACUGCGAUUUUGCCUGCAAUUGGCCUAAUGUUUGCUUUAGUGUUUCCGUAGUUAAUAAUAAAUCUUCGAAUUCAGGAAAGAGAGGCAUGGCUAAGAAAGAAACACAAAAGAGACGUACAUUUUUACCGCUUAUAACCAAAUGAACAGAAAAAUAAAAUGAAAAUGAUAGCUUGCAAUA